Procambarus clarkii (red swamp crayfish) is the source of this 2368-nucleotide messenger RNA. RefSeq names its product HemK methyltransferase 1 (gene HemK1). The record is from RefSeq and is a predicted model, not a curated record. Gene Ontology annotation, cellular component: mitochondrion. Gene Ontology annotation, biological process: protein methylation. Gene Ontology annotation, molecular function: protein methyltransferase activity; nucleic acid binding. Lineage: Eukaryota; Metazoa; Arthropoda; Malacostraca; Decapoda; Cambaridae.
AUAGUGACAGAGGGUGUGCGAAUAAUUUUGUUGACACAGUUUACAUGUGGUCAGGUCUGCCACUGACAGGACCAGAGCAGUGGUGACCACUAGCCACCAUCACAUAGCGUCUGCUGACAGCACCAGAGCAGUGGUGACCACUAGCCACCAUCACGUAGUGUCUGCUGACAGGACCAGAGCAGUGGUGACCACCAGCUGCCAUCAUGCGUCUGUUGAUAGGAUCAGAGCAGAGGUGACCAGCUGUCGUCACACGUCUGUUGACAGGACCAGAGCAGUGGUGACCACCAGCUGCCAUCACACAUCUGUUGACAGGACCAGAGCAGUGGUGACCACCAGCCGCCGUCACACGUCUGCUGACAGGACCAGAGCAGUGCUGACCACUAGCCACUCUCACGCGUCUGCUGACAGGACCAGAACAGUGCUGACCACCAGUCAUUGUUACGUGUCUGCUGACAGAACCAGAGCAUCACCAGCCACCGUCACGUGUCCACUGACAGGACUAGAGCCGUGCUGACAACCAGCCACCAUCACGCAUUUGCUGACAAGACCAGAGCCCCACCAGCCACCGUCACAUGUCUGCUGACAGGACCAGAGCACUACCAGCCACCACCGUCACAUGUUUGCUGACAGGACCAGAGCAGUGCUGACCACCAGCCACUGUCACGCAUCUGCUGACAGGACCAGAGCUGUGCUGACCACCAGCCUCUGUCACUUGUGACUCCAAUAGGAAAAUAGUUGAAGUACCAAUAUUCAGAAUGGCUCUUGGACUACCGGUAUAUCUUCAGAGGCUCUGCACCACCGUUACACACACACUUGCCUCAUUGCAUUAUCAUUGCUCCAUUUGUAAACAAAACUUGGCAAAGAAUAUGGUUUCAUGGAAAAUAUUAAUUCCUGUUACACAAAAUCAUGGGGGUUUUCACACAUACAUGCCAGCAAGUUUAUACAAAAGAAUUACUGAACAAUCUUGCGAUCCUCGUCCAAUACCGCACAAACAAAUAUCAAAGAGUUCCCACACAUUACCUCAGAAUUGCACAAGAUAUAGUGCAGCCGGGAGAACUGGCAUGAAGCACCACUUAACCUGUUCACUUCAUCAGAGCGCGAUACAUACUGACUUGAGUCACAGGGCCUACUCAACUUGCGCUCUCACUGUGAAGGACACACUGAUUGACUGGACAGGAAAAUUGGAGGCAGCUCAGGUGCCAGAAGCAUGUUUGGCUGUUGAGUACAUCAUUUCGUACAUCCUUGGAGUAUCACGAAAGGAGUUGGAGAGACAUGCUUCAGUAGUACUAUCUGAGGCCGAGCUCACUGAAGUGGAUCGGUUAAUGACAUGUAGGCUUGCAAGGAUGCCAUUACAAUACAUAUUAGGUGAAUGGGACUUCCAUUCGGUAACCCUCAAGAUGCGACCACCCGUAUUCAUUCCUCGUCCCGAGACAGAACAGUUGGUUGAAUUGGCUUUGGAAUGUUUACAAGGAAUGAAAAUGCCUCGAAUAUUAGAGAUUGGCUGUGGCUCUGGAGCUAUUUGUAUAUCCCUACUUAACUGCAUCCAUAAUCUUCAGUGUGUGGCAUUGGAUCACAGUAAACAUGCCAUAGAAUUAACCCAACUCAAUGCAGCUAAUAACAAAGUUAGUGAUCGAUUACUGCUAGUCAAAGGAAAAGUAACACGAGAGAAGAUGCCAAGUUUACCUCAAGACAACUUUAGUCUUAUUAUAUCUAAUCCACCAUACGUUCUCAGGAAAGAUCUCCUGAAUGUCCAACCAGAAAUCAUGGUGUAUGAAGACAUGCGAGCCCUUGAUGGAGGAAAGGAGGGCCUAGAUGUGAUUAAGGCAAUUCUAAUUCACAGUCGGUAUCUCCUUCCUGAUGGACAUUCUGUGAUCCUUGAGGUAGAUCCUUGUCACUGCCACCUUAUUCCUGCAUGGUUGGAGAAACAACCAAAUUUACAACUAAAACUAACAGAAGUGUUUAAAGAUUUUAAUGGAAAAGAUAGAUUUAUAAAAUUGCUGAAAUGUGCAAAACAUGUUAAAAAGAAUAUUUUUGUUUAGUGCAGUCUAUUAUUAAUCAAAUGGUCUUGGAUUCAACUCUAGUGGCAGAACAGUAAUGCUUAGGUAAGUUUCCUUUGAAUUGAUGCCUCUGAUCCUGUGUUGGUUGCAAAUGAGCUCGGUUCUCAUGUCCCUCCUUACUUCCAUGCCCAGAAAUCCCAUGUUGAAUUGCCCUUUGGAUUUGCCACUCCACAGCAGUAAGCUCUGAUGGUUAUCUUGAGAUGAUUUCGGGGCUUUAGUGUCCCCGCGGCCCAGUCCUCGACCAAGCCUAUCCCAGGAAGCAGCCUAUGACCUAUAUCCUAUGACCCCAGGAAGCAGCCCGUGACAGCUGA